Cygnus atratus (black swan) is the source of this 1413-nucleotide messenger RNA. RefSeq names its product programmed cell death 2 (gene PDCD2). The transcript has 6 exons. Gene Ontology annotation, cellular component: nucleus; cytoplasm. Bases 28 to 1173 code for a protein of 381 amino acids. NCBI's taxonomy places the organism in Eukaryota, Metazoa, Chordata, Aves, Anseriformes, Anatidae. The record is from RefSeq and is a predicted model, not a curated record.
CGCCGGCCGCUCCGCCCCGGUGCGGCCAUGGCGGGCGGCGUGGAGCUGGGCUUCGCGGCGGCGGCGGCCCCGGAGGACGCGUGGCGGCUGCGCAGCGCCUACUUCCCCAGCAAGGUGGGCGGGCGGCCGGCGUGGCUGGGCGAGGACGGGCUGCCGGGCCCCGGCGCCCUGCGCUGCGCCCGCUGCCAGCAGCCCCGCGCCUUCCUGCUGCAGCUCUACGCGCCGCUGCCCGGCCGCCGCGACGCCUUCCACCGCAGCCUCUUCGUCUUCGCCUGCCGCGGCGCCGCCUGCUACCGCCUGCCGGGCCCCGGGGGGCCGCUCUGCGUGUUCCGGAGCCAGCUGCCGCGGCGGAACCGCCUCUACCCCGAGGAGCCGCCCCCCGAGGAGCCCCCGCCGGGCCCGGUGGCCCCUCCCGCGCGGCUCCGCAGCGGCGCCCGCCUGUGCCGCGUCUGCGGCUGCCUGGGGCCCAGCGCCUGCGGCCGCUGCCGCCGCGCCGCCUACUGCGGGCCCGAGCACCAGGCGCUGGACUGGCGCCGCGGGCACCGCCGCACCUGCGGGCAGGCCGGCGACGCAGAUGACUCGGAGAAUGCAAUUCCAGGCGAUGACAGAUUCCUGUUUCCAGAAUAUGAGAUUUUGAUAGAACCCGAGGAACCAGAAUUUCCUGCUGACAGCAGUGUGGAUCCUGAUGAUGACAAAGGAGCUGCAGGUACAUCAAAGGAAGCGGAAGAACAAGAGGAACUCAGAGUUAGUAGCAGUACAGGUGAAGCAUGUCAGUCCUUAGAUGAAGAAACUCUGGAAGCAAUGGCAAAACAUGAGACUGAAGAAGACAAGAUCUUCCAAAUGUUUAAAGAGCGAAUAGCUGCUGAACCAGAGCAGAUUAUUAGAUACUGCAGAGGAGGAGAAGGCCCAAUCUGGAUAUCAAGGGAAAAUAUUCCCAAAGAACAAGAUAUCCCAAAUUGCGUAUGUGGUGCCAAAAGGGUAUUUGAAUUCCAGAUUAUGCCACAGCUCCUGAACCACCUUCAGGUUGACAGCCUUGGAGAGAGCAUUGACUGGGGAACGCUGGUGGUGUACACGUGUGCCGAGAACUGCGGGGACGGAAAUGAGUACGUUGAGGAGUUCAUAUGGAAACAAGACUUCUCUGCAGGCUCUAUUGAACUUCCAUCAAGUUCCUAAGUUGCAUCAUCUAAAUGUUACAUUUUCCUUGUUUAGUGCAUCUGUGCAUUGCAUUUUGCAAGCAGGUAACUGAACUAGCAGUGAUACCUGGCUAUCUUGUAACAAUACAACUACUAGACCUUGACAGCCUCUUUAUGGUGCUGCAGAGGAGCACCUUCAACAGGCCAGAUGCAAUUAUUAAUUGAAUUUUGGUUCAAAUCUCAACUCUGAAUGUUUAAAUAAAGCUGAGAUGUUUUUGGA